Messenger RNA from Ilyonectria robusta, 339 nucleotides. RefSeq lists its product as uncharacterized. The record is from RefSeq and is a predicted model, not a curated record. The transcript has 2 exons. The coding region runs from base 1 to 339 and encodes 112 amino acids. Lineage: Eukaryota; Fungi; Ascomycota; Sordariomycetes; Hypocreales; Nectriaceae.
AUGUCUCAAGUCUGGCUCGUUACGGGAUCCUCUCGCGGUCUCGGCCUGCUAUCGUCGAUGCAGCACGCCAAGAUGGUGCUGAGGUCAUUGCGGCGGCUCGGAAGCCCCAUGACUCUCGACGUUACGAACAAUUGCGAUGUCGCUAAGGCUGGUCACGAAAAAUUUGGCAGAAACGAUGUUGUCGUCAAUACUGCUCGAUACGCCAACCUAGCUGCUACGGAGGACAUUGCAAUUGAUGACUUUCGGGCUCAAGUCGAUGCCAGCUUUUUGGGCGUCGUCUAUAUCACAAAAGCCGUGCUCCCUAUCCUACGCCAGCAAGGUUUAGGUCAUGUUCUCUAG